CGGGGGCGCUAGAAUUACUUGUUUUCCUGAGUUUACAAGAAUGCCUGAUCCAGCAAAAACCGCGCCCAAAAAGGGCUCUAAGAAAGCCGUCACCAAGACCGCUGGAAAGGGAGGAAAGAAGCGCAGAAAGUCCAGGAAGGAGAGCUACGCUAUCUACGUGUACAAGGUCUUGAAGCAAGUGCAUCCUGAUACUGGCAUUUCAUCAAAGGCUAUGGGCAUCAUGAACUCCUUUGUUAAUGAUAUUUUCGAGCGCAUUGCUGGCGAGUCUUCCCGUUUGGCUCAUUACAACAAGCGUUCUACCAUCACUUCAAGGGAGAUUCAGACCGCUGUGCGCCUUCUGUUGCCAGGAGAGCUGGCCAAACACGCAGUAUCUGAGGGCACCAAGGCCGUCACAAAGUAUACCAGCUCAAAGUAAACCGACGUGCCACAGAUAUUGAACCAAAGGCUCUUUUAAGAGCCACCCACACAA
Messenger RNA from Anguilla rostrata (American eel), 469 nucleotides. RefSeq names its product histone H2B-like. Gene Ontology annotation, molecular function: protein heterodimerization activity; DNA binding; structural constituent of chromatin. The transcript has a single exon. NCBI's taxonomy places the organism in Eukaryota, Metazoa, Chordata, Actinopteri, Anguilliformes, Anguillidae. Gene Ontology annotation, cellular component: nucleosome. The coding region runs from base 41 to 415 and encodes 124 amino acids. The record is from RefSeq and is a predicted model, not a curated record.